AUGUUCUCUUCACUAUCCCACAAACGUCGACAUGAAGAUGACGAAGAUGCCGUGUCUAUGCAUCAUGAAAAGAGACUGCGUCACUCAGUCGGGCAAGACUACCAUGUUUUCGGCCCAACUUCCACUAUAGAGUCUCAGUCCAUGCCCGGUGCUGCUGACGACUCGAUGCUUUCCACCACAAUUGGAAACGAAUCUUCCGCCGAUAUGGACAUGGAUAUGAGGGAUGACUUCCAGAUGGAAUGUUCGCAAUCCCCUGAGCUGCCGGCCCCCUGGAUUCUCGAAAAUACUCCACUCCGGAACCCUCGGAUGGCACUUGAUGAGAGAGGCUCACGAGUACCAACACCUAUCGCUUUGCUGACAACACGCCCAAAGCCUACUCCUCUACAAGGUGAUACUUCUGCCAGCAACGCCUAUGUUGCUUCCACGAUGCGCGCUCGUCUGCCCGGCUCAAGAGAACGCUUUCCGUCGCCCAUCUCUGAGGACGAGCCUCAUACUCCGACUACAGCGACUGGAAGUCAAUUCUCUCUGUUGACUGUUAGCGAUAUCGAUAUGGAUGCUGAAUCGACCCCUCGAGCUGCUCCACAGACGCCAGAAGUACGCGUCCGCAAGCAACGACAACGCAGUGGCGCCUUCACAUCUCCUCGCGAUCAAGACACGUCGAAGAAGUUUUCCAUGGGAUAUCGGGACGAUUGUGAGAAAUGCAGAAACCGUGUGCCUGGACAUAUGAACCAUUUCCUAAGGUAG
Messenger RNA from Aureobasidium subglaciale EXF-2481, 744 nucleotides. RefSeq lists its product as uncharacterized. Bases 1 to 744 code for a protein of 247 amino acids. The record is from RefSeq and is a predicted model, not a curated record. Lineage: Eukaryota; Fungi; Ascomycota; Dothideomycetes; Dothideales; Saccotheciaceae. The transcript is spliced from 2 exons.